GUCACCGGGACCCGAACGGUUGGACACCAGGCCGCAGUCCCGGGGCGGGGGGCGGGGCACCGCUCGUGCAGGGCAGUCCCCUGCCGCAGAUCCGUGCCCAGGCGUGCAACGGCCGCGCGGGGGCGCACGGCGCCACAGCCCCUCCGGACCCCGGCCGGGGCGCGCCCUGGGAGGCCGGGUGGGAGGGGCCGAGCCCGGCUCCCCCCGCGCCUCCUCGCGGGCCCCGCCGCUUCCGCUCGCCCAGGGGCCGCCCGGGGAGCCAGGACGAGCCGCCUGGGCUCUGCGUAGCCGGCGGCUUGGGGGCUCCAUCCCACACUCUCCGCACAUAGGCCAUGAGGCACCCACUGGACCAGGGCCAGGUCACUCCUUCCUGCCCCUCACCCCAUCCAGGAGCUCCCUGCUGUCCCACAUCUGGGAGCUGAGGGAACCCUGGAGGCUGGAGGCCUGCCUGUGAGGGGGUGCCUCUGCCGGGCACCAGCCCCAGCUCCCACCAGCCACACCCUCUGCAAGGUCUCAUAGAAUACUGGACAGAACCCAGCUGGUCCCCAUUGCACAGAUGGGGAAACUGAGGCCAGAGAAAGAGGAGCACCUGGCCCCUUGCCAUACCAGAAGACCCCGCUCCCUCUGGAACCUCUUGCUCCUGCUGUGGACCUUCCUGAAUUGUGGUUUGGGGGGCAACGCUCAGGGUCCGGGUGAGUGGACGCCAUGGGGUUCCUGGAGUCGCUGUUCCAGCUCUUGCGGGCGAGGGCUCUCAGUGCGCAGCCGGAGAUGUAUCCGGUUUCCAAGGGAAGAGCUGUGCUGGGGGGACACCCAUGAGUACCGCCUCUGCCAGCAGCCCGACUGUCCUCCAGGGGCCAUGCCCUUUCGAGACCUCCAAUGUGCCCUCUACAAUGGCCACCCUGUCCUAGGCACCCAGAAGACCUACCAAUGGGUGCCCUUCUAUGGUGCACCCAACCACUGCGACCUCAACUGCCUAGCGGUGGGGCACGACUUCUAUCACAGCUUCGGUCGCGUACUGGACGGUACCCCCUGCAGUCCGGGCGCCCAAGAUCUCUGUGUGGCUGGCCGCUGCCUUAGUGCCGGCUGUGACGGUUUGCUGGGCUCCGACGCCCGCGAAGACCGCUGCGGCCGCUGCGGCGGCGCCAACGACUCGUGCCUCUUCGUGCAGCGCGUGUUCCGCGACGCCGGUGCCUUCGCUGGGUACUGGAACGUGACCCUGAUCCCCGAGGGCGCCAGACACAUCCGCGCCGCCCACCGGAGCCGGAACCACCUGGGUAUCGCAGGGUCCGAGGGAGGAGGCGCCCCGCUGGCCGCCCGAAUCCCCCGGGGAGGGAGAUGGCAGGGUCGGGGAGAUGGGCAAGGCCAUUUCCAGGGAGCCCGGGCUGACCCUUCCCUUGCAGCGCUGAUGGGGGGCGACGGGCGCUACGUGCUCAACGGGAACUGGGCGGUCAGCCCGGCCGGGAUCUACGAGGCAGCGGGCACCCGCGUGGUCUACACCCGCGCCACAGGGCCGGAGGAGACGCUGCGCGCCGCCGGGCCCACCUCCGAAGAUCUGCUCUUGCAGGUCCUCCUGCAGGAGCCCAACCCAGGCAUUGAAUUCGAGUUCUGGCUCCCUCGGGAGCGCUAUGGCCCCUUCCAGGCGCAGGCUCAGGUCUUGGGCUGGUCCCCGCGGCAGCCUCAGCCUCGGGAGGUAGAACCUCAGCCCCUUGGGUCCCCCACUGUCAUCCCUCCACGGACCCCGAUCUCCACUCCAGAGCCCUGUCCAACCUGCCCUGACACCCGCGGUCGUGCCCACCGGUUACUCCACUAUUGCGGCAGUGACUUCGUGUUCCGGGCCCGUGUGCUGGGCCGCGUCCGCCAGGCUCAGGAGACUCGCUAUGAGGUGCGCGUGCAGCUCAUCUACAAGAAUCGCUCUCCACUGCGGGCCCUGGAGUACGUGUGGGCGCCAAGCCGCUGCCCUUGCCCCCUGCUGGCCCUCCAUCGGGACUACCUGCUGGCUGCGCGGCGCCUCAUCAGCCCUGAUGGCACCCAGGACCGGCUGCUGCUCCCCCAUGCUGGCUACGCUCGGCUCUGGAGCCCUGCCGAGGACAGCCGCGUGCGCCUGGCUGCCCGGCACUGCCCUCUCUGAGCCCCCGAACUAGACCUUGGCCACAUGGGUGACUAGUCUUAAAGUCAGCAUAUGUCUCCUCUUGCCAUAGUUUCCAGGGAGCUAGGCACUGUUUGUCUUCCACCUGCAGCUCUAUGACUCUCCCAUCAUCACACUCAGACACCUGUACAUUCAGAGCCGCUCUCACCAGCAGGCCCACAUGGGUGGGGACUCACUGAACAGACUUUUAAUUCUGGUUUCCUCUCUCACCUUGGCUGCCAGGAAACCCAUAGCUGUUCUACACUCAGAGACUUUGUGUCUGCUUUUAUUCCCCUUGCUUCACACUCAUGUGUUCAGAGACAUUGUCACACACAAGCCUGGUCCCAGGAAAACAUGCCUAAAGAGACAUUGUAAUGGUUUUCCCUCUUGUCCUGCCUACCAGAAAGUUCAUCACUGUUUAACCCCCAACACUCUCUCCUUUCACGCUGCUACUUACACAUGUACUCUCACAUUUUCAAAGACACUGUCACAAACAGGCAUGACCCCCAGAAAACAUGCCUACCCAGGCACUGUAACAUACCAAUUUCCCCUUUUGCCCUUGCUACCAGGAAGUUCACAGAUAAUCUUAACAGCUUCAGCAAUUUGAGGGUGGGGGUGGGCUUUCCUCCAGGCAACCCUGCUGUUCAUCCCUUUUUUAUUCCUAUUUAAUUUUUACAAGAGCUGUUUAAAAACAAAACAAAACAAAAAAAAAAAACAAGCCCAGUUACACACACUUGGCCGCAGACACUUUGGAAUGCGCUGGUAGUGAGAUCCACAAUCAUGCUCCCUGCUAACCCCCAGCCCCCCAACCAACCCCCGUGUGCACAUGUGAUCAUGUGCCCUUUGUCCCUCCUCCUGGUCCAGCCUCCAACUCUCUCCAGCAUGACUGAUCCUGGGAGCACUGUGAUGACAGGAAAUAGAUGAUAUAGGAAGGUGGGGGUUUCUUAGGUCCCAACCCCAUCCCCAUGCCCCUUGGGGCCACACAUUCAUCUCAGGCCAUUUCAAGGGGGGGGACCCCUCCAGCAGAGUAGGCAGGUCAGUGCCCCACCUUCAGCCUGUGCCAUGUCCUCGUGUUCUGGAUGUGGUCUCCUCAUAGCUUCUAGAGCCAGGAGGGUAGGCCUAGGUCAUGUGGAUUGGAAGUGUCUGCGGGGUACCAGCAAACCUCUCCUUCUGCCUCUCCACCCUGAGUAGGGUGGCUCAUGCCAUCAUUUGAGACAACCUGCUCAUCUGUACCGUCUGUGGUUGUUUUCCUCUGGGCCGCAGGAUGGUGGGAGUGUGCAAGGGGUGCAGGACAUGCAGGUCUCAGUGGACUCAACCCUUGACCAUGUGGGUGACUCCGGUCAAGCCCUGCAGCUCUCUGGGCCUCAGUUUCCCCAUCUGUGAGUACUCUUUCAGCCCCACUCAGCCCUGACCAUGGGAAGCACACCCUUCGGGACUCCUGCCCUACCCCUUCGGUUCACUCGUGCGUUCCUCCAAAGACUAUUUAUUGAGCGCCUACUGUACGCCUGGGACCAGCAGCGCCUAGGGCAGCCCAGGCCUGGCCCCGUCUUCUGCAAAAAGAGAUGAAGCCGGAGGAUCUCAGGACCGCCCCCUCCCGCGAGGCCAAGCUGGUCGCAGCUCUGGAGGGAGGCGUGUGGCCCGCGCGCCCCCUGGUGGCAGGACGGGGAAGAAGGGAUUCCGCGCUCCGGGUGUUACCUGCAGUCCCCAAGGGACCCCGAAAGAUCCAGAUGGGCCCCUCUGCCUCACUACAGUGCGGGGAUGGAUCGGGGAAGUUGAGUCUCCGGCUCCCUCCGCCCCGGAGCUUUGUGGAGUAGCGCUGCCAUGUACUCACCAGCCAUCUGGACUGGUUGGCCAGGGCGAGGCGCCUGCCCCGGGGUGGAUUGGGGGUGGGGGGAGAAAGACGCCAGUGCGGGGUUCACUAUCAGACAGCAUGGCCUGUGACCCCACCAGCCGCGACUUCCAGCAGCCGCUCCUUCAGGCGGCAACAUUGUUUCCGGAAACAACCAUGUAACCAGGGAUCGAUGGAGCCAUUUAAAGACAGAACACUUUGCAAUUUUAGAUACUCAAAUUCAGAAACGUAGUUGAGGUCCAAACUAGCAUUAGCACUUGUCCAGCAAAAAUUCCACACCGCUUUGACGCUUUCUUUUUAAACAUGAAUAAAAAGGCCAGGUGGUUACAUGCAACAAAGGAAAUGAGUGACUCAA
This is a messenger RNA of Bubalus bubalis (water buffalo), 4329 nucleotides long. It is a transcript of the gene ADAMTSL5, whose product is annotated as ADAMTS like 5. Gene Ontology annotation, biological process: extracellular matrix organization. Gene Ontology annotation, molecular function: metalloendopeptidase activity; protein binding. The coding region runs from base 557 to 2128 and encodes 523 amino acids. Gene Ontology annotation, cellular component: extracellular matrix. The transcript has 12 exons. Lineage: Eukaryota; Metazoa; Chordata; Mammalia; Artiodactyla; Bovidae. The record is from RefSeq and is a predicted model, not a curated record.